UUAAAAAGGAUAGUUUCCAUUUUCCACGCAAAUAGAAAAAUGGAGGCAGAAAAAACAACGGUGAAGGGAAACCAGAGAAGUGGGAAAAAAAAAAAAAAAACCAUUAGCGGCCGCGCUUGUUCCUCUUUAAAUAAUACAUCAACUAAUAUCUAUCAUAUUCAUAUAUAUGAAUGGCAGCACAAAUGAAAUGAGUAUUCUUUCAGCUUCUGUAUUUCUAUUAUUACUACAACAGAAUGGUAAGAUCGACGACAGCAAAGCACGGUUUCGCAAAACCCAUCAUUAUUCUUCUUUCCUUUGUUGCUCUUAUUGCUAUUUCCUUGACCCGUGAUUUCCAUUCCGCUUCUUCUUCAGCUUACCUUUCUCGUGCUGCCACUUGGUCUCCUCAAAAAUACCAUAUUGUUCCUCCUAACGUCUCCAAUGAUUCUCCAAAGAUUGCGGAUGUUGUAGGAGGAAGUAACAGGGAUCGUUACCCUGAGAGAGCGUUGUCCAUGACCUAUGCUGAUUUGCCUGCUCCUGCAUUGAUAUGGGAACAGAUGCCAUCUGCACCUGUCCCUCGUUUGGAUGGCUAUUCUAUUCAGAUCAACGAUUCCCUUUUUGUUUUUGCAGGUUAUGCAAAUCUAGACCAUGUGCAUUCUCAUGUUGAUGUGUACAAUUUUUCAACAAAUACAUGGACUGAGAGUUUCGCAAUACCAAAAGAUAUGGCAAAUUCACAUUUAGGGGUGGCUACUGAUGGAAGAUACAUAUAUAUAGUGACAGGACAAUAUGGUCCUCAAUGCAGGGGACCUACAGCUACAACAUUUGUUUUGGACACACAGAACAGAAAAUGGGAAAGCUUGCCACCAUUACCAGCACCAAGGUAUGCACCAGCAACUCAGCUUUGGAAAGGCAGGCUCCAUGUGAUGGGUGGAAGCAAAGAGAAUCGCCACACCCCUGGAAUAGAUCAUUGGAGUCUUGCAGUCGCAAAUGGAAAAGCCUUAGAGAAGCAAUGGCGCAAAGAAGUUCCCAUUCCUCGCGGAGGACCACAUAGGGCCUGUAUUGUUGUUGAUGAUCGGCUUUAUGUAAUUGGUGGUCAAGAGGGUGAUUUCAUGGCCAAACCUGGCUCACCCAUCUUUAAAUGUUCACGAAGGCUCGAGGUGGUUUAUGGAGAUGUUUAUAUGCUGGAUGAAAGUACGAAAUGGAAAGCGUUGCCUUCUAUGCCAAAACCGGAUUCACACAUAGAAUGUUCUUGGGUUAUUGUAAAUAAUUCCAUUGUUAUUGUUGGAGGCACAACAGAGAAGCAUCCUGUGACCAAAAGGAUGAUUUUAGUUGGAGAGGUGUUCCAGUUCAACCUAAAUACACUGACAUGGUCUGUCAUAGGAAAGAUGCCAUAUAGGGCGAAGACGACACUGGCAGGAUUUUGGGAUGGAUGGUUGUAUUUCACCUCUGGACAGCGGGAUAGAGGACCAGAUAAUCCACAGCCCAGGAAAGUAGUAGGAGAUAUGUGGAGAACCAAAUUGAAACUGUUACAUUGAUGCGUUGUUUAUUCCUAGCGACCAUGUCGCUUUUCAAUGUAAUUGAAUGUCAAUGUCAACUUCAUUCAUUAUUUGCAAAGAGAACAUAUAGAUUUAAUGUCAAGGUUAGGUUCAUACACUAGGCAGUAUCAUUUAGGCAGUCGUAAUUAGCUUAUUUGGCGACUCAUCGCCAUCUCUGACUUCCAAUAGAAGUUUGUCAAAAGCGCGUUGAUUCCAAUUGUACGAAAAGACUACAAACAAAUAUAUAGUGAAGCCCAGAACAUCCUGUUUGCUUUUAGCAUA
Capsicum annuum is the source of this 1793-nucleotide messenger RNA. Its product is annotated as kelch repeat-containing protein At3g27220. The transcript is spliced from 7 exons. Bases 234 to 1511 code for a protein of 425 amino acids. The record is from RefSeq and is a predicted model, not a curated record. Gene Ontology annotation, molecular function: protein binding. NCBI's taxonomy places the organism in Eukaryota, Viridiplantae, Streptophyta, Magnoliopsida, Solanales, Solanaceae.